AAAUAUAUCAUUACAUAAUUUUAAUUUUAAUUAUCAAUAAAAAUAUAAUGGAACCGAGAAAACCUGAGAAACCUACAAUACCAAUAAUCCCACAUUCCUCUAUAAAUUACAACCAAGAUGCCUCCUCGCUCCUUAGGGAAGUAUUCCACGAUGUGUUGGAAGAACCAGUGCUUCCCGACAACAUCGUGCGAAACUGGGCGAAUUACGAAAUCGAUUCAACCAGAGACAAGGCAACAGCAAAAUGUAUUCAAUCAAUAAAAGAAAAAUCUAAAUUAGAAAUGGAAGCUUUACACAUCGUCGAGGAGAAACUCGCGCAUAACAUAAAAACUAAUUUAGAAAAACAAAAACUAAUUUUAAAAGAUCCUAUAGCGAAAGAAUUUAACAAAUAUAAGCGUGAUAUAAUUUUCCCCAAAAUAGAUCGAGAAGAUGUUAAAGACUACGGUCUAAUUACAGGAGAAGAUUUAAAACCUUCUAGAAUACUACAAAAACUUGACUUUACUUUCGAAACGAAAAUCCCCAAACUAAAACGUAAAGACCCAAACAUGGUCCCUACCAAAUUACCAAACAUAAAACCAGGAGGAAAAGCAACACUCGGCACCAAAAACCUUCCUGGAAGAACAAAAUCAAGAGUAACCCUAUUAGCACCAAGUGAAGUCAGCAGCAAUGCACUUCAAACCAAGAAAACUCUAAAUCCCCACGGUUCACGUUCAUCUCCCAAAUUAAUGUCACCUGAAUCCAGACUCAGAUUAAUCCGCAGUUGCUUCCGUCUUAAUACAAAAGAAGUAGUCUUCACCAACUACAAACUAAAUGUAGUUUAUAAGAAAUGUUUCAAACUACAAAAUAUCAGCACUAAAGUACAACAAAUAACAGUACCUGAUACCACUGAGUACAAAAAUGGCUGCUUCACUGUCAAACCACAAUUUGAUCCGGAUACACUACGGUUGAGUUCUGGAAUGAGUGCGAAAUUCAUCGUCGAAUUCAAAACAGAUACCUACAUGGAUGUAUUCGAUUAUUUUCUUGUAAAUGGACAUAAAGUAAAACUAUUAAGUCAACGUGAACCUCCAAAACUCACAGCUUUCCUCAUGAGGGACACAAUAUCAAUGACACGUGUCUCCCAUCCUCGUUUUGAAAUGACACGAGCUGAAGCCCUGAAUAACACAAUCGAAUGUGGCGCGUGUUUUGUCGGAGAAAGACUUAAUUGUAAUCUGAUAUUUAAAAACAUAGGUGGGCCAGGGAAGUUUUUCAUGAUGACUGAGAUGCAAUGGUCCACACAAGAUAUAAAUACUUUACAUAAUAACCUCCAAUUGGAUUUCGGAGACUUUUCCAUAACACCCAAUUACUUUGAAAUGGAGAAAGAUGAUUUCAUCAUAACAAAGUUAGAAUUUUACGGAGCUGAAAGCAGUACGAAUAUAGAAAACAUAAGCAUGGUCUGCGAUAACAUAACCUGGGAAUCCAUUGAUUUCGUCGCUGAUGUGAUUGAAUUUGAUAAAUAUACAAUCACAGUUGAUCGCUCUAAUAUUUUAAAAAUCACUACAUUUAUACACGAAGUAGUACAAAUGCAUCAAUGCACUGAUGAAUACCUCGAUUGGGAUCUGUCAAACACCUCCAGCAAUAACAAUAGCAGUGUGGAGCCUUCUGUGUGUGUACAUUUGGUGGAACCAGACAAUAACCAUGUGAAAAAUAUCAGUACAGACGUGGCACUUCAUACUUCAUCAGUAGAUAUCAUCGAUGAGGUUAUUUUUGAUUAUCUGAUUUCAAUAGAUAAUGAUCCACUCACAUCCGGUAGCAGUGCCUCUGAAGAAGACAUAAAAUGUAGAUCUUCAGGAGUUUUGUUCAUUGGAAAGACUCUUGCCUAUAAGAAAAUAAAACAGAAUAUCAAAAUUAGAAAUAAUAGCCAGAUACAUCUAAAAUAUAGAUUUGAUUUGCAUGAAAUCAAUUUGGAGAAUUACAAGCAUCCUAUGUUGAAGGGAAUGCAAGAAUUGCAGUUUGAUUGUGUGGGGUUUGAAGGUGAUGAGGAUAAUAUCCUGCCUGCUUAUGGGGAGGUCACUUGUAAUAUUACAGCAUGUCCUGAAACAACUGAAGAAGGGUUUUAUGGUGUUACCAUUGGUUUUGUCAUUGUGGGUAUACCUCUGUGUGCUGUCAAAUUAUCCCCUGACAACCCAAAUUUCCUCAUUCUACAACCUCAAGACUCAGAAUCUACAAGUGAAAGUAAUGCCACUCCUGUUGUUGAUGUCCAAGUGGCGCUGUUCGAUGCGAUAUGUUUCGUAAGAGGUUUACGAAUUCUUGUCAUGCCUAGAAAUGUGUUUGGUUCACAUCCUCAUCAUUAUGGUGCCAAAGUGAAACGGGAAUUCAAACUCAAUGUGGACUGUGAUCAAUUUGAUGAGAUUAUAACAGGAUAUUGGAUUAGUAAUCAAUGGGGGAAAGUGAUGAUAUAUCCAAAAUCGUUUAAAAUCAAACCUAGGAGGCCUUUUAUUUUUGAUGUGGAAUAUGAUGUUACCACUUAUAAAAGUACCGUGGAACGUAUUUGUGUUGUAAUAGAAAAGCAUUACACAAGAUCAAUUGAUCUGAAGAUUGAAGUGGAACCACCACAUUUAAAGUUUAAUAAAACAAUUCCCUUACAAAUGGGUCUAUGUACAGUCGGAAACACUUAUAAAACAUCUUUUAAAAUCCUAAACUCUAAUUUUGUUAAUGUGGAUUGGGAGAUUAGAGAGCAAUACAUACGAGAUUUGCAUCGACCGAAAAUGAACGGGGUUCAGAUACAAGCUAAGAACUUAGGUUGUGGUGAUGUUGACGUAACCUACGAAAUAGUUGCUCGAGCUCCUAUUAGAUGGACAUCAUACCUGCUCCUAUGCACAAUCUAUGACGGUAAAAAGAAAGAAGAUUGUCGCUUACAAAUCAAUUAUGAAGUUGCCGAUGUAGCUGCUUGUAUACAUACAGAUUUCUCGGAAUGUCCUAUUCUCUCUCCACCAGAGAUGCUUUAUGUAAACACCCCGAAAACUUACUCUGUUUGCUUUCAUAAUUUGACACAAGUUGAUGUUGUCUUUGAACUUUCUGAAAUUUAUGGAAAACAUGCUGAUUUAUUAGAUAUUUCUGUAUCCCCGAAAAGAUUCACAAUCCAAAAUGGAAUCGCUCAUAGAAUUGAUGUUACAAUCACACCUGUAAAAGCAGGAAUGUACGAUGAUAUCUUCCUUGCUUUUAAUCAAGUGGAAAUGUCUGAAAACAGAAUUGGAGACUAUUGCGCGCCUGCACCAGUAGUGCUCUCUGUAGUAGUUGCUGUUGAUGAUAUAUAUGUCAAAGUGGUGUUACCAGGAGUACAAAAUGAAGUAUUCUGGCCUCCUAGGGUUGAACGUCUAUCUAUAAAUUAUGAAUCAAAUCAAAAUCUAGCUUUAGCUAUCACAGAAGAAGUUUCCCCAGAGACUUUUAAUGAUGCUAGUAAAAUGGAAGCUGAGUUGACCAUGAGUAGUACUGACUUGAAUGAUGACUUACCAUCAGAUCUCGUUAAAUAUCUCAAAGAGUUGGCUCCGUCUACUGUUGAAGAUGAAUCGUCAAUCAUGUCUUCUUUUAGUAGUGAUACAACUGUUUCAGAAACAUCUUGUAGUAGGUUUAAUCCUUAUGGGUUUGAAGAUGUUUCCAAAUAUGUUGUGGAAAUAUGUGGAGUACAUUUAAAGCAAGUUUAUACCUGUAAUAUUAAACUGGAGAAUUUAACUCCGGUGACAGGAUGUUUACAAGUUGUAAAUUUGAAUUUUCCUCCGAAUAAUUACGAACAGAAAAAGAUUGAUGUGGUGUUACAAGCAUUGAAGUAUCAAUCAAUUGAAGAUGAAUGGGAGAAAAGGUUAGAUCCCUAUGGUAUAGCAAUUGACCAUCGAUGUCUUGAUGGUACCCAACACUUAAAACCUUUUGGUACCAAUGAAAUUAUCCUUUCAAUCUAUGCCAACACAUGGGGAACAUAUAAGGAAGACCUCCUAAUAGAUUUUAACCAUAUCCUACCUUUGAGAAUAACUUUAAUCGUUGAAAUAAUCGGAAUACCUUUAGAAUUCCCUAUUGGAAUAAACAAUAUACAUAAAACGGCCAUUUUGAGGUUUGGUACCUUAGCAUACAAAUCAAACUUUCAAAUAAGGCAAUUACAAGUAAGAAAUGUAUCAGUGGUGCCUGUCAAUGUAAUAUGGCAUAUUUACAUGCGUCACACUCAUGGUGAGUUAGCUAACGAACCAAUCACAAUCCUUUUUGAUGUUUACCAUCCCAAUGAUGAUGAUACGCAUGAUGAGGAAACAGCCUCACAAGGGAAUUUAAUGAUAGCGCAUGGGAAGUGUAUCGGACGCAGUAAUCAUCGAAUAUUUAAGAUGUCCCCAAAAGAAAUGGUAAUCCCACCAAAACAAACCCUGGCAUUGAAACUAGGUUUAAACACUCGUGCAUUCGCAGCUUCCUACAAUACAACUGAAAUUGAAGCAUAUCUCAUUGGAUACACUCACUUACCACAAAAUUUGAGUUAUUCUCCAUUGUUGUAUAGACGUCCCACAGGUCAUGCCAAUGAUCCAACCAAAGCUAAACUCACCGCAACUCUUGAUCUCCCCGUUCUUAAGUUGGAUAUGUGUGUAGAAGACCUCCAUUUUGGUUUCUUUGCGGAUCAAAUCUUGGAUUCUGGAUAUAUCAAACAAGUACGGCAGUUAACUUUGAAAAAUCAUCAUCAAGUCGAAGCUGAAGUCUGUUUCCAAAUGGAUCCGCCAUUUGUAUUAGAAAGUGCACGUACAUCAACAAAACUUACCCAUUUAAAAACAUCCGAGAAAGAUAGUCCGAGAUAUUCAGCUGUAGUUCAACCAGAUGAAUGUGUACAACUCGCGUUGAGUUAUACAAUCGAUGUGGAGACACUCUUUCGCAUCGCAAAGCAACUUUUUGAUGAUUCCGACGAUGAUGAAGGCACUGUGCUAUAUUCAAAGUUAAAUUUGACUGAACAGACUUUCAGUCUUGAACAGUAUCUGCACAUUGAGCAGGCAGGUUUUAUUCGACAGAAUAUUCCUGUAAGUUUAAAGAUAUAUCUUCCAAUAUUAGAAGUUACUAAUGAGAUAGAUUUUGGUGAUGUAUAUCUUGGAAAUGUGGUGAAACAACUGUGUAUCAUUCGGAAUUAUUCAUUGUGUCGUGUGGAGUUUACUGUACAUGAAAGCAAAACUUUUCGUGUGAUGACUAAAAACGGGGUGAUCAAGCCAGGAAGACGUGAUUUUCCGAUGGUUUAUGAUUUAUACAUUGUUUUCGUUCCUCAGAUAUUAUCUAAAUUUGAAGAGAAAAUUAUACUUCGAACACGAAUACCCAGUUUGCACUUCACUAUAAAAGUAUCUGGAGUGGGAAGACAAAAUGAACGAUAUUAUAUGCCUGAUACUUGCUAAAUCAGAAAAAAUAUAUACUAUUAUCAUC
Molecule: messenger RNA, 5406 nt
Organism: Dalotia coriaria
Lineage: Eukaryota; Metazoa; Arthropoda; Insecta; Coleoptera; Staphylinidae
Exons: 13
Coding region: 48-5378 (1776 amino acids)
Biological process (GO): negative regulation of cell population proliferation
Cellular component (GO): cytoplasm; cilium
Molecular function (GO): tubulin binding
Source: RefSeq, a predicted model, not a curated record